This is a messenger RNA of Pyricularia oryzae 70-15, 432 nucleotides long. RefSeq lists its product as uncharacterized. The coding region runs from base 1 to 432 and encodes 143 amino acids. The record is from RefSeq and is a predicted model, not a curated record. The transcript is spliced from 4 exons. NCBI's taxonomy places the organism in Eukaryota, Fungi, Ascomycota, Sordariomycetes, Magnaporthales, Pyriculariaceae.
AUGUGUCUCCUGGCAAGAAUUUUUCAACAAGGCGACAGGAUAAAGGGUGGCUUGAGGAUAAUCACCGACGACGAUCCCUCGGGGCUCAGCGACUAUCCAUUCCAUUGCGUAGUUGGUCUGUCUGCGUGCAGCAGUGUUUGGUUUUUUUUUGUGCCUUUUGCUCAGGCAGCAGGGGCGACGAUCAUCGUUCGGCUGGUAACGUCAUUCGUUGGUAAAAGAAUUGCCCUUCUCGGUGAUUCCGUAGCUGUUGGUUGCCAUGACGUGCACGUACCUCAGCUUCGAUUCUUCAUUCUGAAGGCCGCCGCCAUGAGGGCGUACUUCCGUGUGGGAGAAAUGGGGCUUGAGGGGGUUGGUGAAGUUCUUGUCUUGUUGUUGGGCGGUCUGCAGCUGAAAGCGCCAGGUCUUUGCCGCCUCGUUCGUGGUAGGAUUUGA